AUCCUGAAACCUCAUUAUCUCAUUUAGCGCGUAUAGCUGAUAGAAUAAUGGAAAGAGGUCCUCCAACUGGAUCACGCGCAAUAAAUCACACACAGAAGGUAGAAUCAGCAAAAGACCCCGUCAUAGAAGGACUCAUUGCGAGUGUUAAGAGUCUCACUGAGGCUGUCACCAGAAUGCAAAUGGGUCAUACAAACAGUAGCAGGUCACCACAACGAUCACGAUCCAAGUCACAAAAUAGGUCACAAAUGUCCAGACAAUCUGGGCAGUUUUGUUGGUACCACUGGAAGUUUGGUGUCAACUCAACCAAGUGCAGGCAACCAUGCGCCUGGCCUAAGCAUAAUUCCAAGACAGCGGGAAACGAGUAACCCCUCCCCAGGUCGCGACAACUGAGGAGGGGCGCCUAAACAGUCGCUUGUUUUAUGUCAGAGACAGAAACUCGGGCUUGAAUUUCUUGGUGGA
This is a messenger RNA of Schistosoma margrebowiei, 459 nucleotides long. NCBI's taxonomy places the organism in Eukaryota, Metazoa, Platyhelminthes, Trematoda, Strigeidida, Schistosomatidae. The record is from the annotation of a GenBank genome assembly.